This is a messenger RNA of Pygocentrus nattereri (red-bellied piranha), 1760 nucleotides long. It is a transcript of the gene prrg4, whose product is annotated as proline rich Gla (G-carboxyglutamic acid) 4 (transmembrane). Gene Ontology annotation, cellular component: extracellular region. The transcript is spliced from 7 exons. The coding region runs from base 310 to 957 and encodes 215 amino acids. NCBI's taxonomy places the organism in Eukaryota, Metazoa, Chordata, Actinopteri, Characiformes, Serrasalmidae. Gene Ontology annotation, molecular function: calcium ion binding. The record is from RefSeq and is a predicted model, not a curated record.
UAUCAGUGAGAGGAAUGUGAACAGAGUGGGCUGGUUGGUAUUGUAGAGCUGCAGUUUUGCUCUGGGGCUGAAAGAAAGACGCAGUUCCUCAUGUUUCCACCCCACAGCGUGUUUAUCCAGGUGAGCAGAUUCACCUCCACUCAGCAGGUACAGGUGCGUCCCACACACAGCUCACCAUUACACAGUAAACCGAAACUUCCUGGAACGACAAUGGCUUGACGGUCGAAACGAUAAUGAAAGUCGUUUGAGGAAUUAUUAGAAGAUAAAUCUCAACCCUGCGGAUCAAACCAGAGCUAAAGCUAAACAGAAAUGCGUAUACUUCUACUCGUGUUGUGUAAUCUCACUUUUUGUGGACACUCUGCGUGGGCAAGGAGCGUAAAGCUCUCAGAGCAGGAGGAAAGAAAUGCAGUGUUUGUGGAAGAGGAGGAGGCCAGUAAGUUCCUAGGGCGCCACCUGAUGUUCAACAGAUUCGACUUUGAAAUGUUCACUCCAGGAAACCUGGAGAGGGAGUGCAUUGAAGAAGUGUGUAACUAUGAAGAAGCGCGGGAGGUGUUUGAGAAUAUUCCAGAUACAGAUGCUUUCUGGAAAAAGUAUACAGAGGAUCAUACUCAGCGGCCAUCUAGACUGGAUAUAACGUCCCUGUUGGUGGGCCUCAUCGCAGGUGGAGUAGCUAUUGUCAUAAUGGGCUUACUCAUUUGGUACUUCUGCCAGAAAAGGUGUGGAAAAAGUGACCAGUUUGCAGGGCCCAUCAGGACACGAUCUAGGCGCAGUAACGCCUCUGUGAUUAUCCGGAGACUGGAGGAGGUUUCAUUGCAGCCCGUUGCUCUGCCACCUUCAUCAGGCGGGCUGGAUGACCACGGACUGCCCUCUUAUGAACAGGCCAUUGCUCGAGAUGGACCUCACGAUGGUCCACCACCCCCAUAUCCUGGGUCCAGACCAGGCACCAUUCGACGAUAACGUCAACAUUAACUGGGCACAGUUGGAUUGGGUCCGUUCUUGUUUCUCGUUUUUUUUUUUUGUUUUGUUUUGUUUUGUUUUAAACACACAAACUAACUGCAAUGCACUGCUAAUUUUAAACAACAACCUUUCCACUCAUUUCCGAGUCAUUUCUACAGCCGCUGGUCAUUCCUGGUUUUACACUAAUAACACAAACACAUUUGCCAAUAUAAUGAUGUUGAAGGGUUACAUUUUGUAGGGACCAGCCAGGCCAUUUUUGCCAGACACUGUAAUAAUAAUCAUUUAAUAUGCUGAAUAACUUUUUGUAUGCAGAAUUCAGACUUGGCUUCAUAUUUAUGCUAAAAGGUUUGAUGAAGGAAAAUGGUUUAUGAAGGCAUUACACUGUCAGACCUCACAGACCUUCUGCUAACUUUGAAUUACUGAACAAACCAGGUUUACCUCUUUUUACCUCUGCACGAAAUAGUAAGGAGUGGUUCAUUAGUUCAUCAGCUACUGCAUUAUGAAUUAUUGCUUCAUGUAUGAUUUAAUUAAUGCUGUGAUUAUUUUUUUUAUGAAUUUAAUUUCUCCAGUUUGCCAAUGCACACCAAGUAAAUCAGAACUACUGUGGUUAUUGCACUUUUUAAUGUUGCAAUUCACUCACUGUAAUCACUACUGACUUUUGGUUUUAUAAGGACCACUUCUAUUUGGACCAUUUCUAUGCUUCUGUGGUCUUUUAAUGUUUUGCCAGCAUGUCACUGUGUUAGAGCUUUAUUUUAAGCUAGUUAAAUAAUUAAGAAAUAAAUGACACUUUUUUUGUCUCAUUA